CUUCCGGGUUGGGCUGAAGGGAGGAUGCUUUCAUAUCGGGAUCACAGUCAUUGGGUGCGAUGCUGCCUCUGGCUGCUCUGCAAGAGACAGCAGCCGGACUGACUGCCGCAGGGGCUCUCUGAACCCGAGCCGACUGCUGCCUACACACACAGGCUACCAGCUCUCAUUCUCGGCAAAAUUGCUCCGCCGUCACGCACUGACCUAACAGUAAACGAUGUUUUCAAUGGACGCCGUUUCGCACGACAUGUUUUAAAUCGCAGUUUUCGACCGUGGAAAUUCCCCCUUCUUCUCGGAUUAAUUUUUGAGGUACAACUGUGAUCUCUUCAUCACACCGACUGGAGCAGAGCCAACCACUCCAUUUGCUAGCCGCAUGCGAACGACUAGUCGUUGGCAGUUAGCUUGGUAACGUUAGUCGAUGUGUCUAGCUUUCUGGAGGUUUUGUUUCCAUAAUACUGGAUUUAGUUUUCAGUUGCCUUCGGCAUCGAGCUAGCUUUAGAUUGUGUAUCGUUUUAAACACCAUUAGAUAGCUAAAGCUGGCUAGCUAGUGUACGUGUUAUAACAAGCCAGGGAUAUUUUGGUCGUCAAAGCACAUCUGACUGGCACGAGAGCAGCAGGGGGUUCGUUGGGAUACGAAAUGCGACUCGCUAAAUAACCAAGGUUACACAGGAGAAACCACAUACAUUUCUCAGUUUUCAUUCAAAAGGCAGCAUGUUUGAGUGACAAGCGAAGGAGGAAGUGGGAUCUCUGAAGCGCCUCCCCCUGCUGGUGGAGUCCCUGAACAUCUGGACCAGAGACCCCUUUACACAGCAGGACAGGAUGCGGAGGUUUGCCUACUGUAAGGUGGUGCUGGCCACCUCCCUGGUGUGGGUGAUGUUGGACAUGUUCAUCCUGCUCUACUUCAGCGAGUGUAACAAGUGUGACGACAAGAGGGAGAGGGGCCUGCCAGGCAGGGACGAUACAGUAUUGCGGCCCAGGGAUGGUCCAGGAGAAGGAGGUAAACCUGUGGUGAUUCCUAAAGAGAACCAGGAGAAGAUGAAGGAGAUGUUUAAGAUCAACCAGUUUAACCUGAUGGCUUCUGAGAUGAUCGCUUUCAACAGAACCCUGCCUGACGUACGCCUGGAGGGCUGUAAGAAUAAGCUGUAUCCAGACGAUCUGCCUCGUACCAGUGUAGUGAUCGUGUUCCACAACGAGGCCUGGUCCACUCUGCUGCGGACCGUACGCUCUGUCAUAGACCGCUCCCCCAGGUCUCUGUUGGAGGAGGUAGUUCUGGUGGACGACGCUAGUGAGAGAGACUUCCUGAAGCGUCCGUUGGAGCAGUAUGUAAGGAGGAUGGAGGUUCCAGUCAGAGUGGUGAGGAUGGAACAGAGGUCUGGACUGAUCAGAGCUCGACUGAAAGGAGCCUCACUCUCCACCGGACAGGUGAUCACGUUUCUAGACGCUCACUGUGAGUGCACCAUUGGGUGGCUGGAACCUCUGCUGGCCCGCAUCAAACUCGACAGGAAAACAGUGGUGUGUCCCAUCAUCGACGUGAUCAGUGAUGACACGUUUGAGUACAUGGCUGGUUCUGACAUGACCUACGGAGGCUUCAACUGGAAGCUCAACUUCCGCUGGUACCCCGUACCCCAGAGAGAGAUGGACCGCCGCAAGGGAGACCGCACUCUGCCUGUCAGGACUCCUACCAUGGCCGGUGGGUUGUUCUCUAUAGACAGAGAUUAUUUCCAGGAGAUAGGGACGUAUGACGCAGGUAUGGACAUUUGGGGAGGAGAGAACCUGGAGAUCUCCUUUAGAAUCUGGCAGUGCGGGGGGACGUUGGAGAUCGUGACUUGUUCUCAUGUGGGUCACGUGUUCCGGAAGGCCACGCCCUACACGUUUCCAGGGGGAACGGGUCAGAUCAUCAAUAAGAACAACAGACGCCUGGCCGAGGUCUGGAUGGACGAGUUCAAAAACUUCUUCUACAUCAUCUCCCCUGGUGUGACGAAGGUGGACUAUGGUGACAUCACGUCUCGCUCCUCUCUGAGACAGAAGCUGCAGUGUAAACCCUUCAGCUGGUACCUGGAGAACGUAUAUCCUGACUCCCAGAUACCACGACACUACUACUCACUGGGAGAGAUCCGUAACGUGGAGACUAACCAGUGUCUGGACAACAUGGCCCGGAAGGAGAACGAGAAAGUUGGCAUCUUCAACUGCCAUGGCAUGGGAGGAAACCAGGUGUUUAGCUACACGGCCAAUAAAGAGAUCAGGACAGAUGACCUGUGUCUAGACGUGUCCAAACUCAACGGUCCUGUCAUGAUGCUCAAGUGUCACCACCUCAAAGGAAACCAGCUCUGGGAGUAUGACCCCAUGAAGUUGACCCUGAUCCACGUCAACAGUAACCAGUGUCUGGACAAGGCCAGUGAGGAGGACAGCCAGGUGCCCAGCGUCAGAGACUGCACACACACUCGCUCUCAACAGUGGCUGCUGCGCAACGUCACGCUGCCUGAGAUCUUCUGACCGCCGUCCACAUACACACUGACGGAGAGAGAGCGAGAGGGGGAAGAAGGGACAGAGUCCACACUGAAUGGGAUGAAGCAGGCUGUCUCUGGACCCUUCUAUGGCGGCUAGGAGAGAGGGAAUGUGUUUGGACUCACUGGAGGAGAGACUCAUGCUUUUAAAGAGAGACUGGUGAUGUUUUAAAGAGAAAGAGAGAGACCUGCUCCUGGAGAGACAUGUUGUUAAAGAGAGAGAGAGAGAGACUCACAGAGAGACACAAGGUUCUGUGUUGCUCACACCUUCCAUGGACAAGGCAGUCUCCCCAAUGCUGCAAACUCAUCACUUAUGUUUACCUGACUGCCUGUAAUGAAUGUGUGUGUGUUUAUAGGUUGGGGGCGUGAACGUGUGUGUGUGUGUGUGUGAGUGAGUGAGUGAGUGAGUGUGUUCUCAAGUGAAGGGGGCUCAUUUCUUAGUGAAUUUGUAUUUUAUUGUUUUCAUAGAUUUUGGAAAUGAACUCUGGAGAAGUCAUAUGAAGGAAGGGGGUGUUGUGAGCAUGUGUGUUGGGAUAAGCCCUCCUGUUGCAGUAUUGUAUGACUGUGUGUGCAUGUGAGGACAGCAGUGUCUGUCUCGCUCUAGUGUUCUUCCCCGAGAGAGAGAGAGAGAGAGAGAGAGAGAGAGAGAGAGAGAGAGAGAGAGAGAGAGAG
Coregonus clupeaformis (lake whitefish) is the source of this 3173-nucleotide messenger RNA. RefSeq names its product polypeptide N-acetylgalactosaminyltransferase 1. Gene Ontology annotation, cellular component: Golgi apparatus. The transcript has 14 exons. Lineage: Eukaryota; Metazoa; Chordata; Actinopteri; Salmoniformes; Salmonidae. Bases 817 to 2490 code for a protein of 557 amino acids. The record is from RefSeq and is a predicted model, not a curated record.